CUUACAAUAGUGUUGUCCUUUUCAGGCAAUAAGUUGAAUAUUCACUGAGAAAAGCUUUUCAAAUCAGCAAUCUAUCUCUUGAAAUCAAGAAACAGAAGGGCUUCUUCCCAGCGAGGAAUGAUUUUUUGCAUGAGCUUUUGACACUUGUGCAAUGUCGGGGUUACUUAAUUCUUCUCUCAAUGGAUCGGCUUCUAAUAUUCCAGACGGUACUGGGCGAUCAUUUGCCACAUCUUUCUCUGCACAGUCUGGUGCGGCUUCCCCUGUUUUCCAUCACACUGGAACUAUUCAGGGGCUUCAUAACAUUCAUGGGAGCUUUAAUGUUCCCAAUAUGCCGGGCACACUUACUUCAAGAAACUCAACAAUGAAUAACGUUCCAUCUGGUGGGGUUCAACAACCUAGUGGAAGCCUUUCUAGUGGAAGAUUUGCAUCAAAUAAUCUUCCUGUUGCUCUAUCCCAGUUAUCUCAUGGAAGCUCUCAUGGACAUUCAGGAGUCACAAACAGAGGGGGUAUGAGUGUUGUUGGGAACCCUGGAUUUAGUAGUAACACAAAUGGAGUUGGUGGUUCUAUUCCUGGGAUUCUCCCAACCUCUGCGGCAAUUGGUAACCGGAAUGCUGUUCCAGGAUUGGGAGUAUCCCCAAUUUUGGGAAAUACAGGUCCUCGGAUUACAAGUUCAAUGGGAAACAUGGUUGGUGGGGGUAACAUCGGAAGGAGCAUAAGCUCUGGUGGUGGAUUAUCUGUACCUGGUCUUGCAUCUCGUUUAAAUCUAUCUGCAAAUAGUGGAUCUGGAAAUCUGAGUGUGCAAGGACAAAAUAGGUUGAUGAGUGGUGUGCUUCCACAAGGAUCUCCACAGGUCAUUUCUAUGUUAGGAAAUUCCUAUCCUGCUGGUGGUGGUCCACUUUCCCAAAGUCACGUUCAAGUGAACAAUCUAAGUUCUAUGGGAAUGUUGAAUGAUGUGAACUCAAAUGACAAUUCUCCAUUUGAUAUAAAUAAUGAUUUCCCGCAGUUGACAAGUCGUCCUAGUUCUGCAGGAGGCCCUCAAGGUCAAUUGGGUUCACUAAGGAAACAAGGUCUUGGAGUUAGUCCCAUUGUUCAACAAAACCAAGAGUUCAGCAUCCAAAAUGAAGAUUUUCCUGCUUUACCUGGGUUUAAAGGCGGUAAUGCUGACUAUGCUAUGGAUUUGCAUCAGAAAGAACAACUUCAUGAAAACACCAUGUCAAUGAUGCAAUCUCAGCACUUCUCUAUGGGCAGAUCUGCUGGGUUUAAUUUAGGUGGAACCUACUCUUCUCAUCGUCCACAGCAGCAACAGCAACAUGCUCCAUCUGUUAGUAGUAGUGGUGUCUCCUUUUCAUCCGUUAACAACCAGGAUCUUCUCCAUUUACAUGGUUCUGAUAUGUUCCCAUCUUCACAUUCGACCUACCAUUCACAGACCAGUGGACCACCUGGCAUUGGACUAAGACCUUUGAAUUCUGCCAAUCCAGUUUCUGGUAUUGGCUCGUAUGACCAGCUUAUUCAGCAGUAUCAGCAACAUCAGAACCAAUCUCAAUUUCGCCUACAACAGAUGUCUGCUGUCAAUCAGUCAUUUAGGAAUCAGGAUAUAAAAUCCAUGCAGUCACCACAUUCAACUCCUGAUCCAUUUGGCUUGCUUGGCUUGUUAAGCGUGAUAAAGAUGAGUGAUCCUGAUCUGACUUCGCUUGCACUUGGAAUUGACCUGACAACACUUGGAUUGAACUUGAAUUCAGCAGAAAAUCUUCAUAAGACGUUUGGUUCACCAUGGUCUGAUGAACCAGCCAAGGGCGACCCAGAGUUCACUGUGCCACAAUGUUAUUAUGCUAAACAACCACCUGUGCUACAUCAAGGUUACUUUUCAAAGUUUUCAGUGGAAACAUUGUUCUAUAUAUUUUACAGCAUGCCAAAAGAUGAGGCCCAAUUAUAUGCUGCAAAUGAACUUUAUAAUAGAAAUUGGAUGUAUCACAAGGAUCAUCGGUAUUGGUUCAUCAGAGUACCUAAUGUGGAGCCACUUGUUAAGACGAACACAUAUGAGCGAGGGUCUUAUCACUGUUUUGAUCCAAGCACAUUUGAAAUAGUCCGCAAGGAUAAUUUUGUUGUGUAUUACGAAAUGGUGGAUAAGAGACCAGCUUUACCGCAACAUUAACAAUUUUUUUCUUUUGAUUUUACAUUGUAAAUUUUCUAUUGUGGAACACAUUGAUUAGAACGACAGUCAGUUUGCUGCAUUAAUGUUCUUUUAAUUUA
Pistacia vera is the source of this 2250-nucleotide messenger RNA. RefSeq names its product probable NOT transcription complex subunit VIP2. The record is from RefSeq and is a predicted model, not a curated record. NCBI's taxonomy places the organism in Eukaryota, Viridiplantae, Streptophyta, Magnoliopsida, Sapindales, Anacardiaceae. The transcript has 13 exons. Gene Ontology annotation, cellular component: P-body; CCR4-NOT core complex. Bases 152 to 2152 code for a protein of 666 amino acids. Gene Ontology annotation, biological process: regulation of DNA-templated transcription; nuclear-transcribed mRNA poly(A) tail shortening.